Molecule: messenger RNA, 752 nt
Organism: Haliotis rubra (blacklip abalone)
Lineage: Eukaryota; Metazoa; Mollusca; Gastropoda; Lepetellida; Haliotidae
Product: ependymin-related protein 1
Exons: 6
Coding region: 45-638 (197 amino acids)
Biological process (GO): cell-matrix adhesion
Cellular component (GO): lysosome; extracellular region
Molecular function (GO): calcium ion binding
Source: RefSeq, a predicted model, not a curated record
CAGAAAACUUGGUACAGGUACAUCUCCAACGAAACCCUUCCAUCAUGAUCCUCCAAGCUGCACUUUUCUUCGCUGGUCUGACUGUUGUCAGUGGCAGCAUCUGUUGUCCACCCAAGCAAUUCAACGCAUUCCAGUAUGUCACCUUUGUCAACUCCACGACUACUUUGCGCGCCUUGUAUUUCAUCGUUUACGACGGUGUCAACCAAAGAUAUCUCAUCACCGGCGACCGCAGCAACAAAUUCGUCGGGACCACCAAAGUGAUCUAUGACUACAAGAAGAGGAUUGCUUACAGCAUUGAUGCAGAGGCACGUACCUGCACAAAGUUUCCCGUUGAGGGUAAUUUCGAGGAUCAGCAGUAUGUCUGUGUUCCAAGUGGCGCUGAAUCUGUGGGUCCUUUGUUUUACGGCUACAAUCAGAGCAGGUUGAAUUCACAGGCGUACGUCUACAACAGCACCGCCCCCGACGGGAGUUUUCAGAACGUCGUCACAACCGUCUCACAGGAUGACUGCGUACCAAUAGUUAUCUGCGCGACCAUAACCGGCGGUCCAGGAGGAAACUCUGUUUACACUGUCGGGUACAACGACUUCUAUCCCGGCAUCAGGGACAUCACCGUCUUCGACAUUCCGCCAUACUGCUAAGCCUGAUACCAACAUUGCUGAAAAGAAACACAAGGAUCUGAGCUCCCACUACAAAUGUCUAUCUUGCAAGAUAUUCAUGUUAUAAUUAAUAAAAAGCAUUUCAGAAAAAAAGUU